Mirounga angustirostris (Northern elephant seal) is the source of this 8275-nucleotide messenger RNA. RefSeq names its product ectodysplasin A2 receptor (gene EDA2R). Gene Ontology annotation, biological process: positive regulation of canonical NF-kappaB signal transduction; positive regulation of JNK cascade; tumor necrosis factor-mediated signaling pathway. Lineage: Eukaryota; Metazoa; Chordata; Mammalia; Carnivora; Phocidae. The record is from RefSeq and is a predicted model, not a curated record. Gene Ontology annotation, molecular function: tumor necrosis factor receptor activity; protein binding. The transcript is spliced from 8 exons. Gene Ontology annotation, cellular component: plasma membrane. The coding region runs from base 226 to 1125 and encodes 299 amino acids.
GCUGCUUUGGGAGCCUCAGGGGGGGCGGAGAAAUAGACGUAGCAUAAAAGAAAAAGAGAAUGGGUUUAGGCUGUUACCGCUACACAGGGAUGUGAAAUUAGCCUGAGUGAUUGCAACGGAUUUCAUCUACUGUGAGUGUGGUCAGCAAGUGGUACAACAAGUAACUGUGUGAACUUUGGCAAAUUUUUGGCCUCUGUGCCUCAGUUUCCUCAUAUCCUUCCCACCAUGGAUUGCCAAGAAAAUGAGUACUGGGACCAAUGGGGACAGUGUGUCACCUGCCAACUGUGUGGGCCUGGACAAGAACUCUCCAAGGAUUGUGGUUAUGGAGAAGGUGGGGAUGCAUACUGCACAGCCUGCCCUCCCCGCAGAUUCAAAAGCAGCUGGGGCCACCAUAGAUGUCAGACUUGCAUCACCUGUGCUGUCAUCAAUCGUAUCCAGAAGGCCAACUGCACAGCUACCUCUAAUGCUGUCUGUGGGGACUGUCUGCCUAGAUUCUACCGAAAGACACGUAUCGGAGGACUGCAGGACCAAGAGUGCAUCCCAUGCACAAGACAGACACCCACCUCUGAGGUUCAGUGUGCCUUCCAGUUGAGCUUAGUGAAAGCAGAUGUACCCACAGUGCCCCCUCAGGAGGCCACACUUGUUGCACUGAUGAGCAGUCUGUUCGUGGUGUUUACCCUGGCGUUCCUGGGGCUCUUCUUCCUCUACUGCAAGCAGUUCUUCAACAGACAUUGCCAGCGUGUUGCAGGAGGUUCGCUGCAGUUUGAGGCUGAUGAGGCAGCAGAAGAGGAAUCUCUCUUCACCAUGCCACCUGGCCAGGAGACCAGUCCUGAGUCCCCACUGAGUGAAAGCAUCUUUGAGACCCAGCCACUUAACCCCAUCCUGGAUGAUGACUGCAGUUCAACUUGUGGCUUUCCCACACAGGAGUCUUUUACCAUGGCCUCCUGUGCCUCAGAGAGCCACUCCCACUGGGUCCACACCCCCAUCGAAUGCACAGAGCUAGACCUGCAAACGUUUUCCAGUUCAGCCUCCUAUACUGGAGCUGAGACCUUGAGGGGGGACACAGCUGAAAACUCUGAAGACAGACUGGAGUUCAAUAUGCCCUUUGAAGUCCCCAGCCCUUAACUCUAGUGAGAAAUUAUUUUCUAAGUAACCAUUGGGAGAUACUGAUAAUGGAGAUGGCUCUGCCUUGGACUGAACUCAACUCUUCGCACCUGGGAUCCAAAUGAAGGACAGUAAAAGAAAGAUUACUAGCAGACAAAGACAGUGAUUAAUUUCUUCUUUCCACUCCCAUUUUACCUCAGGGAACUCGCCUUGCACUAGACAUUUGCAACUCAAAGUUUGGUUCCUAGACUAGAAGGACCCACAUUACCUGGGGCUUCAUUGUAAAAGCAAAACCUCAGGUCCCACUACAGAGUUGCUGAAUCAGAAUCUGCAUUUUAAAAAGAUUCCCAGGUUACUGAUAUGCACAUAAAUUUUGAGAAGCACUUCAAUAGCUCCCAAGUUUAAAUGUGGCAUUUGUGGUUUUUAAAUGCUUGUUCUAAUUGGAAUAAAUGGGAAGGCAAUUAGCCUUGCAAAUAGUUGUUGUCCCACUGUUUUUUUAAACAGCCACAAAUAAGAAUCAGCUGGCAAGCUUUGGCUACUAUUGAUGUCUGAGUCCAAACUCCAACGGGUUUUAUAUAAUUGGCCUCUGGGUAUUGAGGAUUUUUGAAAAGCUCUUCAAGUAAUUCUAGCAUGCAGCAAAGUUUGAGAACCCAUUGCAAUGUUUGAGACCCACUGUCUGAAAGUGGUCCAUAUGAGUAUAAAAAAUACUUGUUUUAGUUAGAAUAGUUAGAAUGAUUUCAUUAAAAUUAGGAAAAAACAUUACAGAAUCAUUAAGAACCAAAAAUGCAUAGAGAAAAUUCUGAAUUUAAAGUAAAAGUGCCAGAAAGAGCACUUGUUAAAUGCAAAAUAUUUAAAAUCUCAAGGGCAAAAAGGGUCUUUCCAUUGUUACUUAGUUCCUACCCAUCCCCCACAUGCAUAUUUGAAAGUUAGGAGUUAGUCCCUGGCCUAGAAAGGAUAGUGUAAAUUAAGCAGAAUUUUUUAAAAGAUUUUAUUUAUUUAUUUGACAGAGAGAGAUACAGUGAGAGACGGUACACAAGCAGGGGAAGUGAGGGAGGGAGAAGCAGGUUUCCUGCAGAGCAGGCAGCCCAAUAUGGGACUCAAUCCCAGGACUCUGGGAUCAUGACCUGAGCCAAAGGCAGAUGCUUAAUGACUGAGCCACCCAGGUGUCCCAAGCAGAAUUAAUUACCUAUGUGAUUUACUGCUUGGGCCAUUUUAAUAGUCAUAAUAAAGCCAUUCUACACCAUUAGUUAAACUGGUACAUGGAGGCUCCUCUUCUGUGGUGCAUAAUGAACCUUUUACCACCUCCCUUCAGUAGCCAUGCCCACCCACACUGGACUCAGUGUGAGCUCAGCCAGCAGCAAAUGUAUGUCCAUUUAUCACUUACGUUGGCUAAUUUUUUUCAUGCUGGUUCUACAAUAGAGUCUUAGUUCUUGGAGGGCAGGGCCUGGGUGUUGCUCAUUUUUAUACUGCUGCUUCUCUGUAAUCCCUCUAUUCUUGGCACAUGCCCUGUAUGAGAAAAAUGUUCAAUGUUUAUCAAACUAUAUUCAAUUGAAAUAGAAAGUAAACAUAAAACAUUCCAUUGUGCUGAAUUAGUCCCCAAGGACUUCCUGGGAGGAAUGCAGGCUGGCAAAAUCUGUUCUUUUUUUUUUUUUUUUAAUUUGAAAAAUACAUUCUUGGGAUGCCUGGGGGUUCUAUUCACCAACCUGAUCAUAGUCUUUUUUUUUCUUUUUCCUUCUUCCCCCUCACCCCAUUUUGGAUCUCUUCUGAUUUGUUUAGUGUAUACUUUUCUGGGGUCAUGGUUAACCUUUUAGCAUUUUGUUCUCUCAUUCAUCUAUUUUCCUCUGGACAAAAUGACAAGAUGGACAAAAUCACCUCAAAAAAAAAGAACAAGAGGCAGUACUAACUGCCAGGGACCUAAUCACUACAGACAUUAGUAAGAUGUCAGAACUAGAGUUCAGAAUGAUGAUUAUAAAGAUACUAGCUAGACUUGAAAAAUGCAUAGAAGAUACUAGAGAAUCCCUUUCUGGAGAAAUAAAAGAACUAAAAUCUAACCAAGUUGAAAUCAAAAAGACUAUUUAUGAGGUGCAAACAAAAAAUGGAGGCUCUAACUGCUAGGUUAAAUGAGGCAGAAGAGAGAAUUAGUGAUAUAGAAAACCAAAUGAUGGAGAAUAAAGAAGCUGAGAAAAAGAGAGAUAAACAGCUACUGGAUCACAAGAGGAGAAUGUGAGAGUUAAGUGAUACCAUAAAGCAAAAUAGCAUUAGAAUAAUUGGGAUCCCAGAAGAAGAAAGAGAGAGAGGGACAGAAGGUAUAUUGUAGCAAACUAUAGCAGAGAACUUCUCUAAUUUGGGGAAGGAAACAGCCAUUAAAAUCCAGGAGACACAGAGAACUCCCCUCAAUAUCAAUAAAAAUAAGUCAACACCCUGACAUCUAAUACUAAAACUUACAAGUCUCAGAGACAAAGAGAAAAUCCUGAAAGCAGCUCGGGACAAGAGGUCUGUAACCUACAAUGGUAGAAACAUUAGAUUGGCAACAGACCUGGCAGGCCAGAAAGGACUGGCAUGAUAUAUUCAGAGCACUAAAUGAGAAAAAUAUGCAGCCAAGAAUAUCCAGCUAGGCUAUCAUUGAAAAUAGGAGAGAUAAAAAACUUCCAAGACAAACAAAAACUAAAAGAAUUUGCAAACACCAAACCAGUCCUACAAGAAAUAUUGAAAGGGGUCCUCUAAGCAAAGAAAGAGCCUAAAAGUAACAUAGACCAGAAAGGAACAGAAUUAAUAUACAGUAACAGUCACCUUACAGGCAAUACAAUGGCACUAAAUUCAUAUCUUUCAAUAGUUACCUUGAAUGUAAAUGGGAUAAAUGCCCUAAUCAAAAUACACAGGGCAUCAGGUUGGAUAAAAAAAACAAGACCCAUCAAUAUGUUGUCUGCAAGAGACUCAUUUUACACCCAAAGACACCUCCAGAUUGAAAGUGAGGGGGUGGAAACCCUUUAUCAUGUUAAUGGACAUCAAAAGAAAGCUGGGGUAGCAAUCCUUAUUAUCAGACAAAUUAGAUUUUAAAACAAAGACUAUACUAAGAGAUGAGUAAGGACACUGUAUCAUACUUAAAGGGUCUAUCCAACAAGAAGAUCUAACAAUUUUAAAUAUCUAUUCCCCUAACAUGGGAGCAGCCAAUUAUAUAAGCCCAUUAAUAACAAAAUCAAAGAAACGCAUCGACAAAUAAUACAAUAAUAGUAGUGGACUUUGACAACCCCCUCACUGAAAUGGACAGAUCAUCUAAGCAAAAGAUCAACAAGGGAAUAAAGGCAUUAAAUGACACACUGGACCAGAUGGACUUCACAGAUAUAUUCAGAAUAUUCCAUCCCAUUCUUCUUUAGUGCACAUGGAACAUUCUCUGGAAUAGAUCUCAUCCUGGGUCACAAAUCAGGUCUCAACUGGUACCAAAAGAUUGGGAUUAUUCCCUGCAUAUUUUCAGACCACAAUGUUUUGAAACUAGAACUCAAUCACAAGGGGAAAGUUGGAAAGAACUCAAAUACAUGGAGGCUAAAGAGCAUCCUACUAAAGAAUGAAUGGGUCAACCAGGAAAUUAAAGAAGAAUUUUAAAAAAUCAUGGAAACAAAUGAAAAUGAAAAGGCAAGUGUUCCAAAUCUUUGGGAUGCAGCAAAGGCGUCCUAAGAGGAAAGUAUAUAGCAAUACAAGCUUUUCUCAAGAAACAAGAAAAAUUUCAAAUACAGAACCUAACUCUACACCUAAAGGAGCUGGAGAAAGAACAGCAAAUAAAGCCUAAACCCAGCAGGAGAAGAGAAAUGGUAAGAUCAGAGCAGAAAUCAAUGAAAUAUAAAUGAAAAGAACAAUAGAACAGUUAAACAAAACUAGGAGCUGGUUCUUUGAAAGAAUUAACAAGAUUGAUAAACCCCUGGCCAGACUUAUCAAAAAGAAAAGAGAAAGGACCAAAAUAAAUAAAAUCAUGAAUGAAAGAGGAGAGAUCACAACCAACACCAAAGAAAUACAAACAAUUAUAAGAACGUAUUAUGAGCGGGCUGCCUGGGUGGCUCAGUUGGUUGGGCAACUGCCUUCGGCUCAGGUCAUGAUCUCAGGGUCCUGGGAUCGAGCCCCACAUCGGGCUCCCUGCUCGGCGGGAGGCCUGCUUCUCCCUCUCCCACUCCCCCUGCUUGUGUUCCCUCUCUCGCUGUCUCUCUCUCUGUCAAAUAAAUAAAUAAAAUCUUAAAAAAAAAAAGAACGUAUUAUGAGCAACUCUAUGCCAGCAAAUUAGAUAACCUGGAAGAAAUGGAUGCAUUCCUAGAGAUGUAUCAACUACCAAAACUGAACCAGGAAGAAAUAGAAAACCUGAACAGACCCAUAACCACUAAGGAAAUUGAAGCAGUCAUCAAAAAUCUCCCAACAAACAAAAGCCCAGAGCCAGAUGGCUUCCCAAGGGAAUUCUACCAAACAUUUAAAGAAGAAUGAAUACCUAUUCUUCUGAAACUGUUCCAAAAAAUAGAAAUGGAAGGAAAACGUACAAACUCAUUUUAUGAGGCCAGCAUUACCUUGAUACCAAAACCACACAAAGACCCCAGCAAAAAGGAGAAUUACAGACCAAUAUCCGUGAUGAACAUGAGUGCAAAAAUUCUCACCAAAAUACUAGCCAAUAGAAUCCAGCAGUACAUUAAAAGGAUUAUUCACCACGAAGAAGUGGGAUUUAUUCCUGGGCUGCAAGUUCAGUUCAACAUGCACAAAUCAAAUACUGUGAUACAAUAUGUUAAUAAAAGAAAGAACAAGAACCAUAUGAUCCUCUCAAUAGAUGCAGAAAAAGCAUUUGACAAAAUACAGCAUCCUUUCUUGAUUAAAACUCUUCACAGUGUAGGGAUAGAGGGCAAAUACCUCAAUAUCAUAAAAGCCAUCUAUGAAAAACCCACAGCAAAUAUCAUUCUCAAAGGGGAAAAACAGAGCUUUUUCCCUAAGGUUGGGAACACAGCAGGGAUGUCCACUAUCAUCACUGCUAUUCAACAUAGUAGUAGAAGUCCUAGCCACAGCAGUCAGACAACAGAAAGAAAUAAAAGACAUCUGAAUUGGCAAAGAAGAAGUGAAACUCUCACCUUAUCCAGAUGAUACGAUACUUUAUGUGGAAAACCCAAAAGACUCCACUCCAAAACUGCUAGAACCCAUACAGGAACUCAGUAAAGUGGUAUUAUAUAACAUUAAUGCACAGUAAUCAGUUGCAUUUCUAUACACUAACAAUGUGACAGAAGAAAAGAAAUUAAGGAGUUGAUCCCAUUGACAAUUGCACGCAAAACCGUAAGAUACCUAGGAAUAAAUCUAACCAAAGAGGCAAAGAAUCUGUACUCAGAAAACUAUAGAAUACUCAUGAAAGAAAUUGAGGAGGGCACAAAGAAAUGGAAAAACAUCCCAUGCUCCUGCACUGGAAGAACAAAUAUUGUGAAAAUGUCUAGGCUACCUAGAGCAAUCUACAUAUUUAAUGCAACCCCUAUUAAAAUACCAUCAACUUUUUUCAAAGAAAUGGAACAAAUAAUCCUAAAAUUUUUAUGGAACCAGAAAAAACCCCACAUAGCCAGAGGAAGGUUGAAAAAGAAAAGGAAACCUGGUGGCAUCACAAUUCUGGACUUCAAGCUCUAUUACAAAGCUGUAAUCAUCAAGACAGUAUGGUGCUGGCACAAAAACAGACACCUAGAUCAAUGGAACAGAAUAGAGAGCCCAGAGAUGGACCUUCAACUCUAUGGUCAACUAAUCUUCGACAAAGCAGGAAAGAAUGUCCAAUGGAAAAAAGACAGUCUCUUCAACAAAUGGUGUUGGGAAAAUUGGACAGCCACAUGCAGAAGAAUGAAACUGGGCCAUUUCCUUACACCACACACAAAAAUAGACUCCAAAUGGUUGAAAGACCUCAAUGUGAGACAGGAGUCCAUCAAAAUCCUAGAGGAGAACACAGACAGCAACCUCUUCGAUCUCAGCUGCAGCAACUUCUUCCUAGAAACAUCGCCAAAGGCAAGGGAAGCACGGGGAAAAAUGAACUAUUGGGACUUCAUCAAGAUAAAAAAGUUUUGCACAGCAAAAGAAACAGUCAACAAAACCAGAAGACAACAGACAGAAUGGGAGAAGAUAUUUGCAAAUGACAUAUCAGAGAAAAGGCUAGUAUCCAAAAUCUAUAAGGAACUUAUCAAACUCAACAUCCAAAGAACAAACAAUACAAUCAAGAAAUGGGCAGAAGUCAUGAACAGACACUUCUGCAAAGAAUACAUCCAAAUGACCAACAGACACAUGAAAAAGUGCUCAACAUCACUCGGCAUCAGGGAAAUUCAAAUCAAAACCUCAAUGAGAUACCACCUCACACCAGUCAGAAUGGCUAAAAUUGAGUCAGGAAACAACAGAUGUUGGCGGAGAUGCAGAGAAAGGGGAACCCUCCUACACUGUUGUUGGGAAUGCAAGCUGGUGCAGCCACUCUGAGUAUGGAGGUUCCUCAAAAAGUUGAAAAUAUCUCCCUCUCCCAUUCCCCCUGCUUGUAUUCCCUCUCUCGCUGUGUCUCUCUCUGUCAAAUAAAUAAAUAAAAUCUUUAAAAAAAAAUUAGAAAAAAAGGGGCGCCUGGGUGGCUCAGUCGUUAAGCGUCUGCCUUCAGCUCAGGUCAUGAUCCCAGGGUCCUGGGAUCGAGCCCUGCAUCCGGCUCCCUGCUCCGCGGGAAGCCUGCUUCUCCCUCUCCUAUUCCCCCUGCUUGUAUUCCCUCUCUCGCUGUGUCUCUCUCUGUCAAAUAAAUAAAUAAAAUCUUAAAAAAAAAAAAGUUGAAAAUAGAGUUACCCUAUGACCCAGCAAUUGCACUACUGGGUAUUUACCCCAAAGAUAGAAAUGUUGUGAUCUGAAGGGGCAUAUGCACCCCAAUGUUUAUAACAGCAAUGUCCACAAUAGCACAACUAUGGAAAGAGCCUAGAUGUCGAUCAACAGAUGAAUGGAUAAAGAAGAUGUGAUAUAUACCUAUAUACCUAUAUAUAUAUAGGAAUAUUAUGCAGCCAUCAAAAAAUGAAAGCUUGCCAUUUGCAAUGACAUGGAUCAAACUAGAGGGUAUUAUGCUAAGCAAAAUAAGUCAAUCAGACAAAGAGAAGUGUCCUCACUGAUAUGAGGAAUUUGAGAAACAAGACAGAGGAUCAUAGGGGAAGGGAGGGGAAAAUGA